This is a messenger RNA of Chelonoidis abingdonii (Abingdon island giant tortoise), 4641 nucleotides long. It is a transcript of the gene ARK2C, whose product is annotated as arkadia (RNF111) C-terminal like ring finger ubiquitin ligase 2C. Gene Ontology annotation, molecular function: ubiquitin protein ligase activity; zinc ion binding. The record is from RefSeq and is a predicted model, not a curated record. Gene Ontology annotation, cellular component: nucleus. NCBI's taxonomy places the organism in Eukaryota, Metazoa, Chordata, Testudines, Testudinidae. Gene Ontology annotation, biological process: motor neuron axon guidance; positive regulation of BMP signaling pathway.
CUCCCAUUGGCUGCCCUUCCCUUUGUGUGCCAGGCAGCUGCAGUCCCAGCUCCACAUUUGAAUGUAUAUAGGGGAUUGGAAGGGACCAUUUCCAUGGGCCAUCUGUCUCCCAGCCAGCAGCAGCCCCGCUCCCACCUCCACCCAGGAGCAGCACAACAAAGGGACCGCAGCCGCAGCAGCAGGCAGGCAGGAUGGUUCUAGUGCACGUCGGCUAUCUUGUUCUUCCAGUGUUUGGCUCUGUACGAAACAGAGGUGCUCCUUUUCAAAGGUCUCAGCACCCUCAUGCUACCUCCUGCCGGCACUUCCAUCUGGGCCCCCAACCUCAGAUCUCAGCUGACUUCCCUCUCCCUCACCCUGUCCAGCCGCAGCCAGGGCUGAACCCUCACAUGGCGACGGCUCACCAGCAUAACGGCCCACUACACCAGCCCCUACCACCUCUGCCAGCCCUGCCGUUUCAGGAUGUGACAGGACCCUCCUUCCUACCUCAGGCGCUACACCAGCAAUACCUCCUCCAGCAGCAGCUCCUCGAAGCCCAGCACCGCAGGCUCAUGCCUCAUCCAAGGCGGACUCAGGAGCGCAUGUCUGUUCAACCUCAUCGGUUACACCCAGGCUUUGACUUCGGCCACCAACUGCAAACUCCUCAACCCAUGGGGCCCCAGCCCAGGUAUCUAGCUGAAGGCACAGACUGGGAUCUUAGUGUUGAUGCUGGACUGACGCACGCCCAGUUCCAGGUCAGGCCAGUUCCUCAGCACUAUCAACAUUAUUUAGCUACGUCUAGAAUGCACCAUUUCCCCAGAAACACAUCUUCAACGCAGAUGGUUGUCCAUGAAAUCAGAAACUACCCUUAUCCUCAGCUUCAGUUACUUGCUCUUCAGGGACUGAAUCCAAACAGGCACACGUCUGCCGUAAGAGAAAGUUAUGAAGAGCUGCUGCAGCUGGAAGACAGAUUAGGCAGCGUGAACCGGGGAGCUGUGCAGAACACCAUUGAGAGGUUCACUUUCCCACACAAGUACAAAAAGAGAAGACCACAGGAAGAAAAAGCUGAGAAGGAGGAGGGGGAGGAGUCAGACACCGAUGAGAAAUGCACAAUCUGUCUGUCUAUGCUUGAAGACGGAGAAGACGUGAGGCGUUUACCUUGUAUGCAUCUAUUUCACCAAGUGUGUGUGGAUCAGUGGCUAGCAACCAGCAAGAAGUGCCCGAUCUGCAGAGUGGACAUUGAAACACAACUUGGCUCUGACAGCUGAAAGAACCAAUGCGGUGCACCAUUUUCCUUACCAGGUCAUAUGGCCAUAAGCCUUUGCAGCAAAAUUUUGCCUUCUGAGCCAUUUGAUUUAGAGGAAAAGUCUGCAAGCACAUUAGCGAAAAGGAGGAAUUGGUGGUACAAUAUCUAGUGGUAGGAGAGGAUCCUAACAGCCAUAUUGGUCCAAUGCAUGGGGCUGGUAUUCCCAGAGCUAGAAGGCCCUGUGCUACAGAAGAUUUAGUAUCGAACAUGAAGGAACUAGUGUGUGGUUAGUCUGGCCUGUCAAUCCUGGAUUUCACAAGGAUUGUAUAUAUACCUCUCGAACAAGUAGACACAUGUUAGGGGGUCUUUAGCUAUUUCUGUGGACAGCAACUGGAGCAUGUUAGCUUAAGAAAUGUUGUGUUUGGUGCCCUAGUCAUCUUGUGGUGGACAUGUCGCUGUUAACCUAAUUUGCACCAAAUAUUUUUUUCAUAGAUUCCUUAUUUUGGUGCCUGACUGAAAUGUGGCAGAGGAAAAAAAAAAAAAAAAGUUAAAUCUUCCCUCCUUUAGGAAAAAGAGGUGAUAUAGCAAAUUCCUGUUUACAGUUAGAAGGAUUGUGCUCUUUGCCUCGUCUGCAUUUAUUUCUUUGAUUAUGUUUACAGUGUGUUGCUAAUUUAGAGAAGCCUAAAAAAAAAAAAAAUCAUUGGAAUGAAAUGAACAAAAUGAUAGAGAGAAGUUUUGUUCUUGCUUAUCUGCUGGUGCUGGACACUUUAUAUAGGGCAGGAUCCUGGGACUGACUCUGCUUCUCUUGCUUCCAUAGCUUAACGAUGUACUUUGGGGCACAGCAUCCAAGAAGGGCCAUUCGGUGUUCUAUUAUUGUAAUUUUUCAUACCACUGUCUCAUCUUCCAGUGCAAUUGCAAUGGCUCCUGCAAUCUGUGCGGCCCACUGAUGUCAAUGGGAGCUGCAGGUGGUUCCACGUUUCUCCAGACCAGGCCCAGAAUUCCCCAGCAGAAGUUGUAUCAGAUGGCACCACACUUGUGGUGAAAGAUCCAUUGUCUGCCUGCUGGAGAAAGAAAACCUAUUAAGCUGGUCAUAGUCAUUGGAUCCUGCAAGAGUUUUUUGGAGGACUAAUUGGCCAGGAAAUGUGCUUGCAAUGUGAUGAGAAAUGCAUUUUUGCUUCUCUCAGAAACAAAAGCACAAACCAUAUGUUCUGCUAAAGCAGGUAUCCAGAAGGGGGAAAAUUGAACACAACUAACAUGCCCUUCUUACAAUUAAAUUCCUAAUCUCAUGGUCUUCUUUGGCUAGCAGUCUAAGAAAUUUCAAGUGAUCUAAUUAAACGCUCUGGAGCUGUGCUGCCAUCUAACCUCCUUUUCAGGCUCCCGGAGGCAAAGGAGAAAAGGGAUUGAUUCAAGUUGCAUCCUGCACUAAAUUUCUUUCUGCUGCUCUUUGCUUUUGCAAUUUACAUGAAAUAGCAGCUUUUGUAGCUUAGAAAGUAAGAAUAAGAGAGGAGAUUACAGCUCAGGUGGAAUUCUGCGGGUUUUUAAGAAAUCCACUUUUUUCUUCAUACCUUGCUGUGGAAAAUCUCAGAUUGUUGUUCUGAUGACAAGAUGCGGAGUAGAAUAGCAGGAUAGUUCAGUCAUGUUGUACGUAAGAAAUUGCUGAGAAUGUGAAAAUUUCAGUACAGGAUGGGAAUUUAGAUGUAAGGGAUAAUUUACUACUUGCUCUGAAUUUUAAACUAUAAACGCGUAUGUGUGUACAUCUACAAAAACACACCUGUAUAAUAUAUAUGAACUGUGUGAGCUCUGAAAUGAAAUGGACACUAAUUUGGCAGGCUCCGUUAUAAUUAGGAGCAAAAUAAAGAUUAGAAGUAAUCAAUGAAGUGCCAAAAUUAAUGGAGCUUUCUGAGCCACAUUCCAUUUCAAAUAAAUAUUUCAGAUUAUUUGCCACGAGAGAUAUUGAAUUAAGUGCAUGUUGACUCUUUACUCAGUCUUCUUUAUCUGACAGCUCUCGGGAGGAUUGGAAUCAACAGCCAAGAUUCUCUAGGCUUUUAAUACAUUUUUCAUGUACUAGGGGAGCAAAGAAGUGUCUAGAGGAUUUUUAAUCAGAAACAUAUAUUUAAGAUGCUUAUAUGGAGGAUGAUUUCUCGUUCCCAUGAGUACCUGUUUUGUAGGCGCUAAGUAAUGUUUUGUAAGUGGAGAUGAACAUAAAUUACCCUUGGAGAGAUCAUAGAAUUCCUGCGAGCUGUAAUUGGAAAAUGCUGACCUCCCAGAUGCUCAUGAUCUAUUUUUUUCCAGUCUGGCAAAUAAAGUUAAUGAUAGGACCAGGACGAGUGACUGCAUCAGCACUGGCACAGGAGAAGCUCUCCAAUUCACUUCAGUAAUUUCACCCAGGGUCGCCAUCUCUUCAGCAGAUUUGUCUUGCUAGACACAGGUAGUGGCGUGGGGAAGGGGGGAGAUAAUAACUUACAAUGGCAGGUGAAGAAGAUGCAAUCUAUAAAUAUUUAUUUAUAACUGCUGUUCUCCUCCUGUAUGUGUGGGUGAUGAGAACAGUGUCAGGAGGGGGACAAGAUAACCGGGGCAGGUAACCACUCCUGCAAAACUCCGCUCUGAAAAAUUCUAGCACUGUUUAAUUUUGCCUCAAGAUGACAUUAGACACAUGUGGUCAUUUCUACUUUAUCUUGUUGAACAUGAUGGUCUGAGCCCUUAGACUCGAAGGGUCGAGUGCCUGGGUCAGUAAAUAGCCUGAGCCUCGCUCCAGCAGCAGCAGAUUCAUACAUCAUUAAAAAAUAAUAUAACCAAGCAAAACAAGACAUUGCUCUUUAGAUGCACUGUAACUCAUCAUGCGUUAUAGCCUGGCCCUGCCAAUGCCGAGCUUGUCCUGGGAGGGGCUGAGGAUCCUCUAAUGAAAUGAAUGGGAAUUACAGCUACUCAGCACCUUGCAGGUGGUGCUCAGAACCUUUCAAGACCGGGGACUUGCUUGGAAUGAACUAUUCAGUGGGGAGGAAGUGAGCUCUUCCGACCCCUGUGUUUUACGUCUAUGCGAAAGUAUUAUUAUUUGCCUAAUGAACAAGCACAGUUUUUAAACCAGUGAAGAAAGCACCAAACUUCCACGGUCUGUGUGAGUGAGUGAUACAGUGGCACGCGAGCGCUUGUAACGUCUGAAAUUUGCAUUUGGUGUGUCAGGUUCCCUUGUCUUUAAAUAGCUUGUAUGAGUAGAAUGAGCUAAUAGAGUGAUUUUUUUUCAAAACAAAACAAAACAAAUCUCUAGAAACAAAACAUAGUUUACAGGGUUUUGUGAGUUUAAAUGCCUUAUAUUUAACAAUCAUAAUUUAUGACUAACUUGUAGAUAUUGUGGGUUCUUAUUUAAUUAUUUUUAUAGUUGUUUUUGCAUUUUUAAUUAUAAUUUAUUUAUUUAGAAAUUA